Molecule: messenger RNA, 1331 nt
Organism: Maylandia zebra (zebra mbuna)
Lineage: Eukaryota; Metazoa; Chordata; Actinopteri; Cichliformes; Cichlidae
Gene: acp5b
Product: acid phosphatase 5b, tartrate resistant
Biological process (GO): bone resorption
Molecular function (GO): acid phosphatase activity
Source: RefSeq, a predicted model, not a curated record
UCGCCCGGCCUGAUGCAGGAAGUUUCAGGUUUGUUUCGGUUUUAAACGGGAGCACAGUGAAGCCAUGGACAGGCUCAUGUGUAUAGUGUUGAUUCUAAGCUUUCAUAACUUGUGGAAAGGCCUCGACGCUGUGGAACAAGGUGUGCUGAACUUUGUGGUGCUUGCAGACUGGGGUGGGCUGCCUUUUCCUCCUUACUACACUGCUCAAGAGAAAGCUAUUGCUGCAGAGAUGGAUAGACUGGCCCAAUCCGAGGGGGUGGACUUUGUUCUCAGCCUUGGAGAUCACUUCUAUUUUAGCGGCGUCAAGGAUGUGGAAGACCCACGCUUCAAGAACACGUUUGAAGGUGUCUUCUCGCAGCCAUCUCUACUGGAUAUACAGUGGUACCUAACUGCUGGAAACCACGACCAUAUCGGCAACAUCUCAGCACAAAUGGCUUACUCUAACAUAUCCCACCGAUGGAAUUACCCAGCUCUUUAUUACGAUCUUCAGUUUACUGUUCCACACACAAACGUGUCAGUGAGCAUCCUGAUGAUUGAUACGGUGGUGCUCUGUGGAAACACCAAUGACCAGGUCCAGCCUGUGGGACCAGAGGACUCCACGGCAGCAGCAAACCAGUGGAACUGGAUCAGUGCUAAACUGGCCAGCAGCAGGUCUGACUAUGUGGUGGUGGCUGGUCAUUAUCCUGUGUGGUCUAUUGGCAAUCACGGACCUACAGCCUGUCUAGUCGACAAACUACGGCCUCUGCUGAAGAAGUACGGAGUCACCGUUUACCUGUGUGGCCAUGAUCAUGAUCUGCAGUUCAUCAGAGAGGAUGAUGGGAGCUCGUAUGUUGUCAGCGGGAGUGGGAUGGUCAGUGAUCAUUCCACUCGUCACAUCAGCAGUGUCCCUCCGUCCUGGCAGCUCUUUUCCAGUCCUGUCAAUCACACAGCAGGAGGCCUGGCUUUCUUCCAAGUGACUGAGCGUCAGAUGACAGUCAGUUACAUGCAGACAGAUGGGAAAUGUGUUUACCAGGCUGAGCUGCCAAAACGCAAAGUCUGAGGCCGCAGAGAUCGGUAACCAUCAGGAGCAGCCAUGUUUGUUCAUGUGCUGCCCAGCUUUGUGUCAUGUACUCUGGCACUCUGUAAAUAUAAAACCUUCAUUUUAAUUACAACUUUUAAUUAUUGUGAAAUUAAACAGCUGUUUAAUCAAUAACAGUUUCAAAUGCAAUGCUUUUCACUUCUAAUCUUUAUGAAUAGAUCAGCGUGUAUGUGUACAUACCUGCAUAUGAAUAUGUAGGGAAAUAUAUAUGAUGCCACAUCACAACAGCAGCCGCUUCAAGGCACUUUAUAUU